Messenger RNA from Fusarium venenatum, 1278 nucleotides. Its product is annotated as carbon-nitrogen hydrolase. NCBI's taxonomy places the organism in Eukaryota, Fungi, Ascomycota, Sordariomycetes, Hypocreales, Nectriaceae. The record is from RefSeq and is a predicted model, not a curated record. Gene Ontology annotation, molecular function: catalytic activity.
AUGCCUGACAAGACAAUAGCUGCACGCCUGAAGCUCCAGGAUAUGGUUAGGUUAGCCUUAGCGUAUUUCGUUGUCCCCGUUCGGCGGUUGAACCCGUUAUACCCGGCAUUGCCGUUUCUCCACUUUCAUCGGACGUUUAAGAUGUUCUUUAAAAUUAAGAGCGAUGUAAUUCCAAGUUUCUACAAACAUUUCUCCCUGAAUCAGUGUGCAGCAAGCAUGAUUCGAGUAGCUGCAUGUCAUGUAUCCCCAAUCUUCCUCUCCGCAAGAGAAACGACGGCAAAAGCCAUCACUUUGAUCAAACAAGCUGCAAGGAACAAAGCAAACCUAGUCGUCUUUCCCGAGACAUACAUCUCAGCGUUUCCAAUCUGGAGUUCAAUCCGCCCGCCAACCGACAAUCAUUAUCUUUUUGAGCGGAUGGCAAAAGAAUCUAUCUUUGCCGACAGUGAAGAGAUACGCGCCAUCCGGAACACCGCAAAGCAAGCCAAUAUCAUGGUUAGCAUGGGCUUCUCUGAGAAGACUCGUUUCAGCAGUGCUACUUUGUAUAACUCGAACCUAUUUAUCGGAGAUUCUGGUGAUGUUUUGAUACACCAUCGAAAGUUGAUGCCUACAUUCUUCGAAAAGCUCACUUGGGCACCGGGAGAUGGCCACGGUCUACGCGUGGCAGAUAAUGCGUACGGAAAGAUCGGCAACUUGAUAUGUGGAGAGAACACGAACCCUUUAGCAAGAUAUGCACUCAUGGCCCAGGGCGAGAAUAUCCAUUUAUCUACUUGGCCACCAAUCUGGCCAACCCGAGUUCCACCAAUGGAACAGUCUACAGAUGAGCCCAAGUCAACGCCAGAUAAGCCCAACUACGAUAAUGUGACGGCCAACAGAACGAGAGCAGCUGCCCAUUGUUUCGAAGCCAAAUGUUUUGGAGUCCUCUGUUCUGGUGUUUUGGGCGAUGAUGCUAUAGAUAUCGUGUCGGAAGGGUCUUCUUAUCUAACCCAGGUGCUGAAACAGUCACAGCGCGGCGCGACUCAGUUCCUAGACACAACCGGCGCACCUAUGAAGGGUUUCACUAUUGAUAGUGAAACCGGAGAAGAGGUUACUACCGAAUGUUUACAACAAGAGGAAGACAUUCUGUAUGCGGAUCUGGACGUUGACCAGUGUAUCGAAGGAAAACAGUACCAUGACGUUGUUGGCGGAUAUCAGCGUUUGGAUGUGUUUGAUCUCAAAGUUGAUCGAACUCGACGAGAGCCGAUAACCUUUACAGAAGAUAAUAGCCAGGCUUCAUCAUAG